GCGUCAAUUUAACUGAUGUAUUACACCGUGCGAACGCCCGAGUCCACGCUACGCGGGUGGUGCAAGAACGAGGACAAGCUGCGCUACAUGACAUCGCGAUUGUCCUCGCCUGACACCGACAAGAGCAGCGACACUGAGCCGCUGGAAAAACGUGCGCGCACCGAGUCGCCCGCCGCGACUUCGCCUGCGCCGCUGCCUCACGCCGGCCUCGACCUCUCGGCUCCGGCACCGGCACCGGCACCCGCGCACGCCCCGCACCCCUCACCGCCCAUUGAUGCUCCUGUCGAGCUGACUACCCGCCGCGCAGAUCCCGCCCCCGCUCCUCCAUCGCCCCGCGACCGCAGGCCCGACCCCGGUGCUAGCGUCUCCAUGAGUGCCAUCAGCCCGCUAUCCGGCCUCGCGCACCUGCCUGGUCUUGCACAUUCACAUCUCGGUCUCAGCUUCAAUGAGAUCGCCACCAAUUUGACGCUUCUGGCGCAGCUGAACCCGGGCAUAUCGGCGCUGUCCGCGCAACCCGCAAGUCGCGCAUUACGCUCUGUGCGCUCGCCCAAACCCGCGCACAACGGAGUCCUCAACCUGAACGAACCGAGCAAGCACCGUAGCAAGACCCACCACUACUCUCACUCAGACCCGUAUUCGCGACACAGCUCCAAAUCAAGUCACCACGUCUCUUCCACCACCGCUAACCAGCCGGUCGAUGACUCCCUAUGGUAUUGGCUCAAGACCCAGCAGGCCAUGCUCGACCUCACAUCGCAGACCACGGCGGCCCACCCUCUAACCCUCGGCAAGAGCGAACCGAGCCUUCCACCAAAACCCGUUGCGCCAACGGUCCCUAUCAGUUCACACCUUGACUAUAAUAGGAACUCUUGGCUGUGGCAGUAUUACAAACAGUUCGGCGGGGCGAUGCCUCUGCCGGAAGACAAGCUCAAGUCGGCCUCACAGGUACCAAAAGAUAAGACAUCAGAGAAUAUCCUAUACUCGCACCUAACGAAAGGGAAAACCGAGGAGGAGCGAGCUAGCACGAGGAGCCCAGUGCAGCCCCCGCAGAAUGGUGAAGUGCGAGAACCGAGCGGCGAAUCGGUGCGCGUGGCUGAGCCAGCCGCAAGCCCCGGCACAGGUGCUGAGAACAAGGAGCCCGUCGAAAACAAGAGCCAGGCCAAUGCACGCACCGUGCUCGACAGUUUACUGUUCAACAAUGGCACGGCGGACGCGCGAGCCGCGGCUGCGUUGCCCGGAGAGUGGGAGGCGGGCGCGGCCGAGGUGCUGGAGCACGGCGACAAGUUCCUGGCGUGGCUGGAGGCGAGUGCCGACCCGAGCGUGACCCGCAUGCACGUGCACCAACUACGUGCGCUGCUGCAUAAUUUGCGAGCGCGCCGCACACCCGCCGCUGCGCUCGAUCCAGCGCGUCGCAAAUAAGCGGGCUACAGCCGCGGCCCCCUCGCUACAGGGAAUAUCUUCAAUUAUGUGUACAUAUGUAGUCUAUGUCGCCAGUAAGCGUUCACUUGUGAUAUGUGUAGCCAAAUUUGCGUAAUUUCUUUGUUCUAAAAGAAAAGCUAUGCAUUAUUUCCCUUUAGUCAUAAGAGUAGUUAAGAUCCGACACUGUUUGCGGAGUUCGUCGAGCCACCUCGUUGAACGUCUUUAAUAAUUACAGUUUUCCAGUUUAACAAAUAUAAUAAGUGUAGUGUCAGUUAAGUGGAUCUGCUAUUAACUAUCUCAGAACUAUUUUUUACUAUGUAU
Molecule: messenger RNA, 1737 nt
Organism: Cydia pomonella (codling moth)
Lineage: Eukaryota; Metazoa; Arthropoda; Insecta; Lepidoptera; Tortricidae
Product: protein distal antenna-like
Exons: 1
Coding region: 16-1416 (466 amino acids)
Source: RefSeq, a predicted model, not a curated record